CUUUCUUCUUCCCAGGUGAAAUACAAGAAUUGAUUCUGAUCGGCUUUCUAUCUCGUCACAACAUUUUACAUUUGCAAGGCAUCAAAUCUCAAAAGCACCUCACGAUGGCUGCCUCAUCCGUUUCCUCCGCUGUCAACUUCACCCUUCCUUCCUCCAGUUCUGGCUCUUCCAUUAAGCGACCUAUCAAGACAGUCUCUAAGCCUUGUUUUGGCUGCGACUGCGGAGAUGAAGAAUGCGAUUGUUGCGUUUGCACUGUGAUGUGAACCAACGCUCGCUAUUUUUCUGGCCAUGUCUAUAGCGUCCAAAUGGCCUGUGGGCUAUUUGCCCAAUAUGAUGAUACAUACGACUUUCAAUGGGCGCAUUUAGGAGUUUGUCAUGGGCUGUCGGAGGCAGUGGGUACAUCCAUCACUGAUGCAACCCCUUGCCAUCCACGUUGAUACAUUUUGAUUUGGCUAUAGCAAAAGUUUUAGCACAGAUUAAUUGAUCUGCUUUGAAAUUCCAGCUUCUAAGCCGUGCUAUUCAGAGUUUGCUCUCAAUUCCC
Molecule: messenger RNA, 541 nt
Organism: Aspergillus costaricaensis CBS 115574
Lineage: Eukaryota; Fungi; Ascomycota; Eurotiomycetes; Eurotiales; Aspergillaceae
Exons: 2
Source: RefSeq, a predicted model, not a curated record